Molecule: messenger RNA, 1570 nt
Organism: Tilletiopsis washingtonensis
Lineage: Eukaryota; Fungi; Basidiomycota; Exobasidiomycetes; Entylomatales
Product: GroES-like protein
Exons: 5
Coding region: 285-1403 (372 amino acids)
Molecular function (GO): oxidoreductase activity, acting on NAD(P)H
Source: RefSeq, a predicted model, not a curated record
GCCGUGUGCUCCUUUCGUGCCGCUUCCUUCGGCGUGCCUCGCCAGCUCGCGCAGGCAACGAGAGGGACAGGCCAGCCGCAGUGCAGUGCAGACGGCCGUAGAAGGGGCAGCGGCGUACGGCCGACAGCAGAGGCGGCACAGCCAGGUGCAGCGGGGGCGUGCGCGGACAUACGCCUGGGCAGCGUGCUUGAUGCGCUGGCGAGAGACGCCUUCUUAAGCUGCCUUCGCUGCGCUUUCCCUUGCCCGCCUCUUCACCCUCACCACCACCACCUCACACAGCCAGCAUGACCUUCACGCCUCCCUCGACCAUGCGCGCCCUGCGCACGCAGCACACCAAGCACAAGUCCGUCGCCGUCGAGACGGUGCCGCUGCAUCUCUCUGACGACGACGAGUCCGCCACGCAGCUCACGCCCGACGAGGUCCUCGUGCGCGUGCGUGCCGUCGGCAUCAACCCCACCGACGCCAAGCAUGCGCUGGGCACGGGCGCCGAGGACUGGGGCAGCGCGGGCCUCGUGUGUGGCUGCGACGGCGCCGGCGACGUAGUCAUGGUCGGCGCCGAGGUGAAGGAUGUCAACGUCGGCGAUCGCGUCGCGGGCUUCGCAUAUGGUACCCACCACCCCACCAACGGCUCGUACGCCGAGUACGUGCGCUACCGCGCCUCGGCGACGCUCGCGCUGCCGGCGGCCAUGUCGUACGCACAGGGCGCCGCGCUGCCCAUCCCGCACAUGACGGCCGUGCAGGCGCUCUACAUGCGCAUGCAUCUGCCGCCGCCCAGCCAGGGCGGCGCCGCGGGGCGCAUGCUGAUCUGGGGCGGCGGCACGGCGGUGGGGCACCAUGCAAUUCAGCUGGCGAAGCUCUCGGGCCUCGACGUCGUCGCCGUCGCGUCGAAGAGUAACCACGAGGCACUCAAGAGCCUGGGCGCGAGCCACUGCGUCGACUACCAUGACAGCGACGUCGUCAAGCAGAUCCAGGCCGUCGGCAAGAUCGAGUACGGCCUCGACUGCGUCGUGGAGAAGGGCAGCACAAAGAACAUGAUCGACGCAAUGCAGGGCGGCCACAUUGUCCUGCUCCUGCCGCCGUCGGACGAGGACACGGCCGCGCAGGAGGCCAACGGCGGCAAGCUCGAGAUGACGCUGGCCUACACCGUCAUCGGGCGCGCCAUUACCUUCGCAAAGGUCAUGCCCUUUCCCGCCAUGCCGGAGGACCGCAAGGCCAUCGCGCAGUGGUCUGCCAAGGAGUUUCCGGCGCUCUUCGAGGGCUGGAAGCAGGAGGCAAACCGCAGCGAGCGCUUCGUCGGCGCCACGCUGCGCGAGAUGCCCGGCGGGCUGGAGGGCAUCGAGAAGGGCUUCAGAGACUCGUUGGAGGGCAAGGUGCGCGCCGAGAAGCUCGUGUACACGCUCUGAGCAGAGUCAAGACGCCCGGGCUCGACGUGGCACGCAGAUAAUCACAUCGCUUGACUCCUUCCGAGAGCGUUGCAUCUGCGCUGCUGCACGGCCUGCUGUUGUGGCGCACCCCGUGGCGCAAGAGUGUACCCGACAAGCUUGGAGCGGAGCUGCCGCCACCUGCUGCA